AUGUGGGAGGUUUGUAUCUUCAAGACUGACCCUUGGAGGAUCGGUAUCCCUUGCUUGAAAAUUCAACUAUUUACUUGUGCACCUUGUAUUGCUUACUUUGGAGGACAGCGCAGUCAGUUUUUGGACGCGUCAAUGUUGAAAUUACCAUCGUCUCAGAUCCAAUUCAUACCAAAAUAUGCAUUUUCAACUUCAUCGGGAAAAGGUUCGUCAGACGAUGAUAGUGGUAUCGAUCCAGAUGGCUUACCUACUUCAAAUACACAUGAAUCUGAUCCAUCAUCUACGCCACUUCCUCCUGCAGUUCCACCAUUAGCAUUGUCUCCACAAAAUAUCCCAGAGAAUUUCCCUAUUGUACCGGUGAUUGCAAUAUCUGGUUCACCGUUAUUCCCAAAAUUUGUUAAAAUGAUUGAGAUCACUGAUUCACGUCUGAUAAGUCUUAUUCGUCGAAAAAUCAAAUUGAAUGCUCCAUAUGCGGGAAUAUUUUUAAAGAAACCAAAUACAGAACAGUCAGAUGUCGCAAAUAGUAUGGAUGAAUUGCAUCGAGUUGGCACAUUUGUACACAUUCCUGAAUGGGAUGAUUUAGGCUCGAAAAUUCGUCUACUAGUUAUUGGACAUCGUCGCAUUGAACUGAUUCGUCCAGUUGUAGAGGAUAAUGUAGAAGAAGAGGUCAGCUUGCCAGCAGUUGGGAAACGUAACAGUUUAGUUCGACGCGCUAAACGUGCAGCGGUCAAAAUCACAGAAUCUUUAAGUUCUAAACCAUCAAAUAAUCAAACAUCAUCAUCAUCACCAUCUUCGGAAGAUACAACAUCUAUAAAAGGUGAAAAUCAGUCAGAUAGCAACACUAGUGGUGGGUUUAGUAGUAGUGGUAGUUCCCGUGCUUCCACAAUAUUGGAUAACGUUGAACUUGGUGCUUCUUCACCAGUUUUAAUUGGUGAAACAAUUAAUCUCUAUCAUGAUCUGUAUGAAAAUACACAAGAAAUUAAGGCUUUAAGCGCUGAAAUUGUAAAGACAAUCCGAGAUAUAAUUAGUCUUAACCCUGUGUAUCGAGAAAAUGUUCUUGCGAUGCUCCAAGCUGGACAACGUGUUGCUGAUAAUCCUGUAUACCUCAGCGAUUUAGGAGCCGCAAUGUGUAGUGCCGGUGAUACAGAAGAAUUACAAGCAGUUUUAGAAGAAAUGAAUAUUCAUAAACGUCUUCGAUUAUCAUUAAAUUUAGUUAAAAAAGAAUAUGAAUUAGGUCGACUUCAACAACAAAUAGGUCGUGAAGUUGAAGAGAAAGUUAAACAACAACACAGACGUUAUAUGCUUUCAGAACAAUUGAAAGUAAUUAAAAAAGAACUAGGUUUAGAGAAAGAUGAUAAAGAUACAAUUGUUGAAAAGUUUCGUAUGCGUUUAAAGGAUUUAACUGUUCCAUCUGGUGUUAUGGAAGUGAUCGAUGAAGAAUUGAAUAAAUUAAGCGUUUUAGAUAAUCACUCUUCAGAAUUCAAUGUAACACGUAAUUAUUUGGAUUGGUUAACUGCACUACCUUGGGGUGUAACAAGUGAAGAACAUUUAGAUAUUGGACAAGCAAAGAAAAUUUUAGAUGAAGAUCAUUAUGGAAUGGAUGAUGUGAAAAAACGUAUCCUGGAAUUCAUUGCUGUUAGUCAAUUGAAAGGUUCAACACAAGGCAAAAUUUUAUGUUUUUGCGGUCCACCUGGAGUUGGUAAAACCAGUAUAGCUAAUUCAAUAGCUCGUGCAUUAAAUAGAAAAUAUUUUCGUUUUUCUGUCGGUGGAAUGUCUGAUGUAUCCGAAAUCAAAGGUCAUAGACGUACUUAUGUUGGUGCUAUGCCUGGGAAAAUUAUUCAAUGUCUUAAAAAAACUAAAACUGAAAAUCCACUCAUUUUAAUCGAUGAAAUUGAUAAAUUAGGUCGUGGAUGGCAAGGUGAUCCAGCUAGUGCUUUAUUAGAAUUACUUGAUCCAGAACAAAAUGUUAAUUUCCUUGAUCAUUAUCUUGAUGUUACAGUAGAUUUAAGUCGUGUAUUAUUCAUUACAACAGCAAAUCAAUUAGAUACAAUUCCAGAACCAUUAAGAGAUCGUAUGGAAGUGAUUGAAGUAUCCGGUUAUGUUGAAGAAGAAAAAUUAGCCAUUGCAAAACGUUAUCUUCUUCCAUUGGCUACUCGAAAUUGUGGUCUAGAUGAUAAUCGUCUUUUAAUUGAUGAUAAUGCAAUAAAACGUUUAAUUAAACAAUAUUGUCGUGAAAGUGGUGUACGUAAUCUACAAAAGCAUAUUGAAAAAAUUGUUCGUAAAGUUGCUUAUCAAUUAGUCAAUGCAGAGAAAGAUCCACCAAUUCUAGUCAAUAGUGAUAACUUAACCACAUAUGUUGGUCAACCAAUUUGGACAUCAGAUCGUUUGUAUGAUUCUAUCACACCACCUGGGGUUGUUAUGGGUUUAGCUUGGACAUCAAUGGGUGGUUCUGUUCUAUAUAUUGAAUGUACUAAUAAAAAACCGAAAUAUUUCUACCAAUCUACCAAUACUACUGAUUCACACAGUGAUAGUAGUAGUGAUUCAGAGGAAGUAUCUAAUAAAAAAGGGAUUUUACAAGUAACCGGAAGUUUAGGAAAAGUUAUGAAAGAGUCUAUAUCUAUCGCUCAUACAUUUGCUACACAAUUUGCUGCUUCCGGUGCUCCAUGCUUUUCUACAAUUACUAUUACUGAUAAUGAUAAUGCUGGUAAUAAUAAUAAUAAUCAAGAACAGUGUAUGCUUAAUCCAACAGAAUCUUCAAAAGCAGCUUUAUUCCUUCAAGAAUCUGAUAUUCACUUACAUGUUCCUCAAGGUGCUACACCUAAGGAUGGUCCAUCUGCUGGAGUAACUAUGGUAACGGCUUUGUUAAGUUUAGCAUGUGGUAAACCUGUUCGUCCUAAUCUAGCUAUGACUGGUGAAAUAAGUUUAACUGGUAAAGUUCUACCAGUCGGUGGUAUCAAGGAGAAAGUAAUCGCAGCUAAACGUGGUGGUAUAACAACUAUCAUUUUACCAGAAGCAAAUCGUAAAGAUUAUGAUGAUUUAGCAUCGUUUAUCAAAGAUGAUUUACAAGUUUAUUUUGUUCAACAUUAUAAAGAAAUUUUCCCAGUGGCAUUUUCACAAACCUAA
Schistosoma intercalatum is the source of this 3120-nucleotide messenger RNA. Lineage: Eukaryota; Metazoa; Platyhelminthes; Trematoda; Strigeidida; Schistosomatidae. The record is from the annotation of a GenBank genome assembly.